AUGGACUCAUCCACCGAGUCUAUCUCACGUAUCAACAAUGCCUGCUUUGAAGCAGUGGUUGUCACCAAUACGAUCCCUCAGGAGGAGAAGAUGAAACACUGUCCCAAAAUUCAGGUCAUUGACAUCUCCAUGAUCCUUGCAGAGGCCCUCCGUAGAACUCACAACGGCGAGUCGGUGUCGUACCUGUUCAGCCAUGUCCCCUUGUAACAAGUGG
Pleuronectes platessa (European plaice) is the source of this 214-nucleotide messenger RNA. Its product is annotated as ribose-phosphate pyrophosphokinase 1-like. Gene Ontology annotation, cellular component: cytoplasm; ribose phosphate diphosphokinase complex. NCBI's taxonomy places the organism in Eukaryota, Metazoa, Chordata, Actinopteri, Pleuronectiformes, Pleuronectidae. Gene Ontology annotation, biological process: 5-phosphoribose 1-diphosphate biosynthetic process; purine nucleotide biosynthetic process. Bases 1 to 207 code for a protein of 68 amino acids. The record is from RefSeq and is a predicted model, not a curated record. Gene Ontology annotation, molecular function: magnesium ion binding; ribose phosphate diphosphokinase activity; ATP binding. The transcript has a single exon.